UUUCUGUCUUCGCAUAAUAAACCCCAAAUGAUAUAAAUUGUUGCGGAGCUUAGUUUUGGGCACAGUUUGUCUAAAGGCCUAUAGAUGGUUGGGGUUAAACUUUUGGUCUUAACUGCACUGGUGGCAGUAGCAGUAUCCUCACCACAUGGCCAUCAUGUCCACCACGGUGGCGGCGGGGGCCUGGGCGGCCUGGGCGGCCUGGGCGGCGGCGGGGGCGGCCUUGGUGGGUUAGUGGGCGGCGUGGUGGCUACGAAGGCCAACAUCGUGGGGCAGGUGGCGGGCGGAGCCACGGGACUCGUCAGUGGGAUCACUAGCAAUGUCCUCGGCGGCGGCGGUGGCGCCAAGCUAAGCAUCUAUGCAAAAUUCUCAACGGCAGUGACACCCACGGCAGACCCUGCUUCAGCGCUUCUGAAGUACCUGGGAGGACUAAGUUCUUGCAGCAACUACAACAACAGUUUCUCAGUGGCUCUGUAUGUCGGCAAAGCCCUGAGUCUCAUCGUUAAGGUCCAAUACAAAGCAUUUGGACUCUUCCUCGGAAGCCUGAUCACCGCCUUCGUGAAGAUCGCUGCUUGUGUACGCAUCCCUCUCGAUGGCAUUGCGCGUCCAUCCGGCGACGACUCGGUCUGCGGCCCCAACUUCGGCUCCAAAUGGGGCGUCCGUGGCUACACGGGCGGCUACGGGAUCGACGACGUCCAGAAAAUCAAGGGCUUCUAUAACGUCCACCACGCCGUGUCGGGCUUGAAGAAGACUUGCCACAGCUUCAAGGAACAGGAGAUGACCGGAACAGUGAAAAUCCUGUACCAAGUUGGAUUGAAACUGGCGACCAUUCUGGACCGACCAGUGAAGCAGUGGAACGCCGACACCUACUACCAGGGAGUCACAUACAUCGGCCUGGGUCUUGGAUCCGUGAUCGGAGGCUACAAGUCUGAAUAUGGAUACCAGAGCAUACAAGAACUGGUAGUCUACUGUCACCUCGGCUUCCAGAGCUCCGGAAUCAAGCUUUCAGGAGUGUCAUCAUCGGACGAUGUUGUGAAGAAGUACUGCGGCCAAGUCCAGGAAACCAUCAAACAGUCAAGCUACUGCGGCUUCAACGGCUCCAUCUCUGGUGGAAACGGAAACGGAGGCGGUAACGGAGGUGGAAACGGAAACGGAGGCGGUAACGGAAAUGGAGGUGGAAACGGAAACGGAGGCGGUAACGGAAACGGAGGCGGGCACGGAGGCGGAAACGUAGUUGGACACGGAAACGGAGGUGGAAAUGAUAGUGGAAACGGAGAAAACGGAAGUGGAAACGAUAGUGGAAGCGGAGAAAGCGGAGGUGGUCACGGUGGCACUACCGAAGGAACUACCAGCAGCAGCGAACACAAUAACCAGGGAAGCAGUGAGUCUCACUCGAAUAAUGGAAACCACCAACAGGGACACGGAAGCAAUGGAAACAAUAACAAUGGACACAAUAACAACAAUGGACAAGGAAACAACAAUGGAAACGGAAACAACGGUGGUCAAGGAAACAACAAUGGAAACGGAAACAACGGUGGUCAAGGAAACAACAAUGGAAACGGUAACAACGGUGGACACGAAAACAACGGUGGACACGGAAACAAUGGUGGACACGGAAACAACGGUGGACACGGAAACAACGGUGGAUCAAGCAACGGCCAGGGUACCUCCACCAGCACGGGGCAGGGAUCCACCUCAUCAUCCUCGAGUUCGUCCUCCAGCUCCACCUCGGUGUGGCACAGCACGUCCAGCAACAAGAACUGGAAGCGAGAGCUCACACAGAGUCGCAGGAACGGACGCUUCUUCAGGAUCUUCGCUUUCCUGAAGAGAUCCGUGAGCCGCUCCGUGCGCAACUCCGGCGUCAUCCUCAUUCGCCUGUCCCGUUUCCAGAUCACAAAGACCAUCAGUUCUCUGGCAGAUCUGUUCAUGGGAGUGUCUAAGGUGAUCAAGGGUUAUCUGGACAAUGUCUCUAAAGGAUACGGUAGCCUGUUCAGUAACAGCGUGGUGGUAUACCUCCGCACAAGGAUCUGCCGCAACAACGCGUCCAAGCACCCGAUCUGCCACCCGCAGUACGGCGGCUACUUCGGCAUCAGGCGCUACAGGGGCAGCUGGGCUGACACCAAGAAGGUGUAUUCCUUCUACCAAGUGCAAAACGCACACCGCAGACUCCAGGCUCACGUUAAGAAGUGCAAUCAGAACGGAGUACAGAAACUGGUCAACGCGCAAGCUCUGAAGGUUACACAAAUUCUGAACAAGUCUCCUAACGAUUGGACUGACAAAGACACUCAAGACGUACUUGCCAGUGUGGCUUCAAUUAUGGGUAUCAUCAGUGAAUCUUUCCAAAAAGGAAGUGGAUCUCAAGUUGCUUACAAACUGCUGUACACGUCCGACGUAGCGUUCAACAACAAAUCAAUGACCUCAAGAUGCAAAUCAGUCAAAUCAACCAUCAAGCAAGUGAACUCAUACUCGUUCUACAGCUUCGGAGGAUCUUUGAAAAAAUGCAGCAAGCAAGACAACUCACUGUGGAUCAAGUUCUUCUUGCACAAGCAACAAAGCAGCCAGGGCAGCCAAGGAAACAACCAACAAAACACACAGAAUACACAAAGCAACACGCAAAACCAAGGAAGUAAUUCAAAUGAAAGUGAUGAGUCAUACACCCAAUCUGGUAGUAGCAGUAACAGUAACACGGUAACAAACCAAUCGCAAUCUACCAACUCGCAAUCUACACAAGACACUAAUAAUCAAUAUAGCCAGAAUGGUAACAACCAAAACAAUAACAAUAAUAAUGAUGAUAAUGAUGACAAUGACUCCGACAACGAUAAUGAAGACGACGAUGACGAUUUUUACUACAUCUUCUACCAAGACAACUCAAACACAAAUAGCGGAUCACAAGGAUCAGGUACCACAAGCCAGACCACCAGUAAUCAAGGUAGUCAAGGGACCACUUCUGGACAACAGACUACACAAACCACCAGUAACCAAGGUAGCCAAGGGACCACUUCUGGACAACAGACUACACAAACCACCAGUAACCAAGGUAGCCAAGGGACCACUUCUGGACAACAAACUACAGUGACCAACAGUAACCAAGGUACCCAAGGGACCACUUCUGGGCAACAGACUACCCCCUCGAGCACAAGCGCUGGUGGUGACGAGGACAUAAGUGAUGAAAGCGACGAAAGUGAUGAAUCAGAAGAAAACGAUGAUGGUUCAGACUCAGGAAACGAUGGUUCAGACUCAGGAAACGAUGGUUCAAACUCAGGAAACGGUGGCACUCAGACCACAACUUCUACCUCACAUAACAGUAAUGGAUCAAAUACUGUGACCGAGGGAUCGCAAUCUUCAAGCCAAGGUAAUACACAGCAAACUGAAUCAACCACCACAAAUGGUCAAAACGGAUCAAAUGCAAAUGGUCAAAACGGAUCAAACACAGAUGAUCAAAACGGAUCAAACACAAAUGGUCAAACUGGAUCAAACACAGGUGGUCAAACCGGAUCAAACACAGGUGGUCAAACCGGAUCAAACACUAAUGAUCAAACCGGAUCAAACACAAAUGAUCAAAACGGAUCAAACACAAAUGAUCAAACCGGAUCAAACUCAGGUGGUCAAACUGGAUCAAGCGACACAAAUGAUCAGACCGAUUCUAACGACGACUACUCCACUACAUCAGGUCAAGACAAUGAUAACAACAAUGACUACAGCAAUCAAAACAGCUCAGGUUCGAGCGCCGCAUCCCAAGCAACUCAGUCAGGUAGUGACACAAGUGGUAGCUCUGCGAGUUCAAGCUCCUACGGCACUGCCACUGGUCAGAACACUGCAACCUCAAGCCACGCCUCUUCCAACACAAACUCCCAGGGGGCUCAGGGAAGCGCAAACAGUGCAAGCUCAGCAACUUCAAACAAUGGAAGUUACAACAAUAGCCACUCGCAAUCAGGAGCAGGAAGCAGUGGCGGUUCAGGCUCCAGCAGUGGCGGUUCAGGCUCCAGCACUGGCAGUACAGGCUCCAGCAGUGGCGGUUCAGGCUCCAGCACUGGCAGUACAGGCUCCAGCAGUGGCGGUUCAGGCUCCAGCAGUGGCUACACGCAAUCAGGAAGCAACCAAACAGGCCAGGGAAGCAGUGGAAAUUCUCACUCACAACAAAACAACGGCCAAACAGGCCAUGCAAGCAAUGGAGGUUCAGGCGGUUCAUCAGGCUCUACUGGAGGCAGUGGCAGUUCAGGCUCUACCGGAGGCCAAAACGGUUCAUCAGGCUCUACUGGAAGCCAAAACGGUUCAUCGGGCUCUACUGGAAGCCAAAACGGUUCAUCAGGCUCUACUGGAAGCCAAAACGGUUCAUGGGGCUCUACUGGAAGCCAAAACGGUUCAUCAGGCUCUACUGGAAGCCAAAACGGUUCAUCAGGCUCUACUGGAAGCCAAAACGGUUCAUCAGACUCUACUGGAAGCCAUGGCGGUUCAGGCUCUAACGGAAACAACGGAACAAGUGGCCAAGGAAACCAAACCGGAGGCAACAACGGCAAUGACCGCGUCCAAAAGUACAGCAAGAAAACCAGUGCCUCAUCAGCAAGUAGCGCCUCAGCCAGUAAAAACGAAGAAGAGUCGUCAAUGACCAGCGCCGAUGGCAGCACUGUCACCAGCAAAAAAUCCGAGGAGAAGAACGCAGCUGCGUCAGCGCAAAAGAGACAAACUGAAGAGUCGCAAUACGUUAAAGACGGUAACACCACAAAGUCUGUCAAAAGGAAGUCCUCGUCUAGCAAAACUGAAUCUUCCAGCAGUGACUUCCAAAACGAAGAAUACACUUACACAAGUGGACGUUAAUGAUACCGACAACCGAUAAACUAUUUGGACGACCACUUAGUUCCAAGUUUAACUGCCAAAAUCGAAGAUAAUUUAUAGUAUCAAUCAAGUCAACCUUUAUUGUGACCCACCGUAAUAAGAUGCAGUUAAAUUUUAUGUCAUAAGCGGUGUCCAAUGACCAUAUUUUUGUGAAUAAGGAUAAAUGAUAACAUUUUCAAUUUUUUAGUUUGAAUAAAGCAAAAUAGUUUCUGUAAA
Messenger RNA from Plutella xylostella (diamondback moth), 5046 nucleotides. RefSeq lists its product as uncharacterized. Lineage: Eukaryota; Metazoa; Arthropoda; Insecta; Lepidoptera; Plutellidae. The record is from RefSeq and is a predicted model, not a curated record.